AUCGUGACCUGUGCUCGCAUAGGAGCCCCGUCUCACAUGAUACAGUUUUGCGUUUAAAAUGUGCCUAAACGAGAGACAAUUGUGAGGUUUUUUUGAAAAAUGGAAGCAGUGAUUCGUGAAGGAGCACUUCGUUUAUUGACAUCUGAGACAUCCUGUGAUGUUAUCUUGAGUUGUCAAGGACAUCGCUUAAUGGCCCACAAACUAAUCCUGUCAAUUGCUAGUCCUUUGCUACACGACCUGCUGUUGCAAGACACGACCGAGCCAUCCGUCCUGAUCUUCCCCGACAUCAACAGCAACACCAUGUCCCAAAUCCUGGAUUACAUCUACACCGGAAGCGUCAUCAUUUACUCAAACACAAUCAACGACUUCAUCGCGGCAGCAAAUCUCUUGAAAUUGCACAUCGAUGUCGAGUUUUUAGAGAAAACAAACACGUUCAAGGAAUAUAAAUUGUUUGAGAAAAAAGAGGAGGACGUGUACAGUAAACGAAACCAAAGGAAAUUGCCCAGUUUAGUGCCCAUUUCGAAUUUCGCGCCCAAUCGAGGCAAGGAGCGGAAAUUGGUGAGCUGUGUUAUGCCCAGUCCGUGGAUGCCCAGAGAAAUGCCCGUUUUGUCCGACCCGAGAACAUGCCUUUCAGGCCCUGAAAGAUCGAGUGUUCAUCAAAAACGUAAUAGAGUAGAAGAAAGCGAUCCAAAUAACAACAAUUCGCAACACAAGAAAAACAACACCAACAAUGCAUUAUCAUCAAACUCAAAUUCUUCCACAGAAUUGGACUUAUCUACCUCAUUAAAUCAAUUAGUCUUUGAGCAAAAACUCAUACCUCAAUUAAAUGAUUCGUUAGCGGUUGAAAAUGACAAGUGUGUUAACACGAAAAAUAGAACACUUUGCACUAGGAAAGAAGAAGAAACAGAGGAGAAAAAUACAUGUCAUGAAAAACAAAAACCUUUCAAGUGUGAAGACUGCAAGAAGACUUUUAGUCAGUUGCGGAAUUACAAGUACCAUCGAUCUGUACAUGAAGGAACGAAAGAGUUUGCAGCCAAAUGUCCCGAAUGUGGUAAAAACUUCAAUGAUCGAGGAUAUUUAAGCAGUCAUAUGAAGAUACACCGUGACCGGAAAGAAUAUGCUUGUCCACACUGUCCAAAAAGGUUCAAUCAAAGAGUGGCUUACAACAUGCAUCUACGAAUUCACACAGGAAUAAAGCCACACGAAUGCCCCACAUGUGGUAAAAGCUUCUCGAGAAAAAUGUUGUUGAAGCAACACCAACGUGUUCAUACGGGAGAAAGACCGUAUUCUUGUCCGGAAUGUGGAAAAACUUUCGCAGAUCGAUCUAAUAUGAGCUUACAUGCCAGGCUACAUACAGGCGUGAAACCCUACUCGUGCAAUUUAUGUUCCAAGAGUUUCACGAAGAAACAUCACCUGAAAACACACAUGAAUUUCCACACUGGACUGAAACCGUAUACUUGUCAGAAAUGCGGAUUGGCGUUCUCGCAAAGCAGCAACAUGAGGACUCAUUACAAGAAGUGCGUUUUGAAGAGCAACGGGGGGCCCUCGUCGGCCGAUGCCGACAGCAAUUGAUGCGAAUUCUCUCCAAUUUUAGUGUAAUUGAAAACUGUGAUACUUAGAGUAAUCGGUUAAAAAAUAUAUCCAAUUUUUGUAUACGUUAUUUAUGAUGUAUUUAUGAAUUAUUUAUUUAUGAAUAAUAAAACAUUUAAGUUUUUCAA
Molecule: messenger RNA, 1718 nt
Organism: Tribolium madens (black flour beetle)
Lineage: Eukaryota; Metazoa; Arthropoda; Insecta; Coleoptera; Tenebrionidae
Product: zinc finger protein 660-like
Exons: 7
Coding region: 100-1572 (490 amino acids)
Biological process (GO): regulation of transcription by RNA polymerase II
Molecular function (GO): DNA-binding transcription factor activity; protein binding; RNA polymerase II cis-regulatory region sequence-specific DNA binding
Source: RefSeq, a predicted model, not a curated record